ACCGUGGCCACCACAUCGAGCGACACCGCCCCGCGGCGCCGCGAGUAGCCGGGGUGGAGUUAGUGCCGCACGGAGCGGAUAGGGAGGGAACCGAGGGGGGAGAGAAAAAACAAAAAAAGAGUUGCUACAUCUGGCCUUUCCCCUUUACUGAAACCACCUCUGUAUCGGAAACAACUGCAAUACCAUCAACAUUACUGGCUUUCGUUUAAAGGUCCGAGCUGCUGGCGGCGGGAGAGGAUUCAAACGUUCAGGUGUAACUUAGUUGGAGGUACAGAGCAGCAAUCAUGGUGGCCUUGUCAUUAAAAAUUAGUGUGGGCAAUGUUGUGAAGACCAUGCAGUUUGAGCCAUCCACCAUGGUGUACGACGCCUGCCGCAUCAUCAGGGAAAGAGUUCCUGAAGCACAGCUCGGACAACCCACCGACUACGGCCUGUUUCUGUCUGAUGAAGACCCAAAGAAAGGCAUCUGGCUGGAGGCAGGAAAGGCCCUGGACUACUACAUGUUGAGGAAUGGAGACACUUUGGAGUACAAAAAGAAGCAGCGACCUCUGAAGAUCCGCAUGUUGGACGGCACAGUAAAGACUGUCAUGGUAGAUGACUCUAAGAUUGUCAGCGACAUGCUCAUGACCAUCUGUGCUCGAAUAGGAAUUACAAAUUAUGAUGAGUACUCCCUUGUGCGAGACAUCUGUGAGGAGAAGAAAGAGGAGAUAACAGGCACCCUCAAAAAAGACAAGACCCUGCUGAGAGAUGACAAGAAGAUGGAGAAGCUAAAGCAUAAGCUCCACACAGAUGACGAAUUGAAUUGGUUGGACCACGGCAGAACGUUGAGAGAGCAGGGUGUAGAAGAAUCAGAGAUGUUGCUACUGAGGAGAAAGUUCUUCUACUCAGACCAGAAUGUAGACUCCAGAGACCCUGUUCAGCUUAACCUGCUCUAUGUACAGGCCCGUGAUGACAUUCUGAACGGGUCUCACCCAGUCUCCUUUGAUAAAGCUUGUGAGUUUGCAGGGUAUCAGUGCCAGAUCCAGUUUGGAGACCACAACGAGUCCAAACACAAGUCUGGAUUUUUGGAUCUUAAAGAGUUCCUUCCCAAAGAGUACAUCAAGCACAAAGGUGAAAAAAAGAUCUUUCAGGCUCACAAAAACUGCCAGAACCUGACAGAGAUUGAGGCCAAAGUCAGCUAUGUGAAGCUUGCCAGAUCUUUGAAAACCUACGGAGUGUCAUUCUUUCUGGUGAAGGAGAAAAUGAAGGGAAAAAACAAGCUUGUGCCUCGCCUGCUGGGGAUCACCAAGGAGAGUGUGAUGAGGGUGGAUGAGAAGACCAAGGAGGUGAUCCAGGAGUGGAACCUGACCAACAUCAAGCGCUGGGCUGCCUCACCAAAGAGCUUUACUCUGGAUUUUGGUGACUACCAAGACGGUUAUUACUCAGUGCAGACCACAGAGGGAGAGCAGAUAGCCCAGCUUAUUGCCGGCUACAUAGACAUCAUCCUUAAGAAGAAAAAAAGCAAAGACCACUUUGGCCUGGAGGGAGACGAAGAGUCAACUAUGCUGGAAGACUCUGUUUCACCCAAAAAGUCCACAGUCCUUCAGCAGCAGUUCAACAGGGUGGGAAAGGUUGAGACGGGAUCUGUGGCUCUGCCAGCCAUCAUGCGCUCAGGAGCCGGCGGUCCUGAAAGCUUCCAGAUGGGCUCCAUGCCUCAGGCCAAGCAGCACAUCACCAGUGGACAGAUGCACAGAGGACACAUGCCUCCACUGACAUCAGCCCAACAAGCCCUGACUGGAACCAUCAACUCUAGUAUGCAGGCGGUCCAGGCUGCCCAGGCCUCUUUGGAUGACUUUGACUCUCUGCCACCUCUGGGAACAGAUGCUGCAUCACAAGCUUGGCGCAAAAACAAGAUGGAUGAGUCCAAGCAUGAGAUCCACUCCCAGGUGGACGCCAUCACAGCAGGCACUGCUUCCAUGGUCAACCUCACUGCAGGUGAUCCAGCAGAGACAGAUUACACAGCAGUGGGGUGUGCGGUUACCACAAUUUCUUCAAACCUGACGGAGAUGUCAAAGGGAGUUAAACUGCUGGCAGCGCUCAUGGAGGAUGAAGGAGGAAAUGGGCAGCAGCUGCUUGGUGCAGCCAAGAAUCUGGCGUGUGCCGUCUCUGACAUGCUGAAGACCGCUCAGCCUGCAAACACAGAGCCACGUCAGAACCUGCUACAGGCUGCAGGGAAUGUGGGCCAGGCCAGUGGUGAGCUGCUUUCUCAAAUCGGGGAGUCGGACACUGAUCCACAGUUCCAGGACAUGUUAAUGCAGCUAGCGAAGGCUGUGGCUAAUGCAGCAGCAGCGCUAGUUUUAAAAGCUAAGAACGUGGCCCAGAAAGCUGAGGAUUCAACCCAACAGAACCGGGUUAUUGCUGCAGCCACUCAGUGUGCUCUUUCUACAUCUCAGCUGGUGGCUUGCACACGGGUGGUGGCACCAACCAUAAGCUCUCCAGUGUGCCAGGAGCAGCUGAUUGAGGCCGGAAAGCUGGUGGCCAAGUCCGUAGAAGGUUGUGUGGAGGCCUCACAGGGUGCUACCAGUGAUGAAGGCCUGCUGAAACAAGUGGGCGUGGCUGCCACAGGGGUCACCCAGGCCCUAAAUGAAUUACUUCAACACAUCAAACAGUAUGCUAGUGGAGGCCAUCCAAUUGGACGCCACGGAGAAGCCACCGAUCGCAUUCUGGAUGUCACUGAGAACAUUUUCAGCUCCAUGGGAGAUGCUGGUGAGAUGGUUCGACAGGCACGUAUCCUCGCCCAGGCUACCUCUGAUCUGGUCAAUGCCAUCAAGAUGGAUGCAGAGGGUGAAUCAGACCUGGAGAACUCACGCAAGCUGCUUUCAGCUGCAAAACUGCUGGCUGAUGCCACCGCCAAAAUGGUUGAAGCUGCUAAGGGUGCAGCAGCAAACCCUGACAGUGAGGAGCAGCAGCAGAAGUUACGAGAGGCUGCUGAAGGUCUUCGUAUGGCCACAAAUAUUGCCGCUCAGAAUGCGAUCAAAAAACGACUGGUCAACAAACUGGAGAAUGCAGCCAAACAGGCGGCAGCAGCUGCUACUCAGACCAUCGCUGCAGCGCAACACGCCGCCUCGUCCAACAAGAACCUGGCUGCCCAGCAACAGCUGGUGCAGAGCUGCAAGGUGGUGGCUGAGCAGAUUCCUCAGUUAGUUCAGGGUGUCAGAGGAAGCCAGUCUCAACCUGACAGUCCCAGCGCCCAGCUUGCUCUCAUCAGUGCCAGCCAGAACUUUCUCCAGCCUGGUGCCAAGAUGGUUACAGCUUCCAAGGCCACAGUUCCGACAAUCAGCGACCAGGCCUCAGCUAUGCAGCUCAGCCAGUGUGCUAAGAAUCUGGCCAGUGCGCUGGCUGAGCUGCGUACUGCCUCACAGAAGGCUCAGGAAGCAUGUGGUCCACUGGAGAUAGACAAUGCUCUCUCUAUGGUGCGUGGUCUGGAGAAAGACAUCCAUGAGGCGAAGGUUUCAGCGCAGGAAGGCAAACUAAAACCACUUCCAGGAGAAACGCUGGAGAAAUGCUCUCAGGAUGUGAGUAUCAGCACCAAAGCUGUCAGCUCAGCCAUCGCCCAGCUGCUCAGUGAGGCCACACAAGGCAACGAGAACUACACAGGUAUGGCUGCCAGAGAUGUUGCCCAGGCACUCAAGUCCCUCGCCUCAGCUGCCAGGGGGGUUGCUGCAACCACAGAAGAAGUGCCAGCACGCUGCACCAUGCUGGAUUGUGCAGCUGAUGUAAUGGACAAAUCAGCCAACCUGAUUGAUGAGACCAAGAGGGCCAUUGCCAAGCCAGGGGAUGCAGAGAGUCAGCAGAGACUGGCCCAGGUUGCUAAGGCCGUGUCUCAGGCCCUGAACAGAUGUGUGAACUGCCUUCCAGGACAGAGGGACGUGGACAACGCCAUCCAUACUGUGGGCGAAGUCAGCAAGACACUCCUCGCAGAUUCUUUCCCGUCUAGUGGUCGCAGCUUCCAGGAAGUUCAGGCUCAGCUGAAUGAGGUGGCAGCUGGUCUGAACCAGUCAGCCAAUGAGGUGGUUCAGGCAUCCAGAGGAACCACCCAGGACCUGGCCAGGGCAACUAGCAAGUUUGGGCAGGACUUCAGCAACUUCCUCGAGGCUGGCGUUGACAUGGCUGGUACUUCCCAGUCUAAAGAGGAUCAGACUCGUGUGGUGUCCAACUUAAAGACGAUCUCCAUGUCCUCCAGUAAACUGCUCCUGGCAGCCAAAGCUCUAUCAACUGAUCCAAACUCCCCCAAUCUCAAGAACCAGCUGGCAGCUGCUGCUCGGGCUGUUACAGACAGCAUCAACCAGCUGAUCACCAUGUGCACUCAGCAGGCUCCAGGUCAGAAGGAGUGUGACAAUGCUCUUAGAGAACUGGAGUCGGUGAAGGGCAUGCUGGAGAAUCCAACUGAAGCCGUCAAUGAGCUCUCGUACUUUGACUGUAUCGACAGUGUGAUGGAGAACUCCAAGGUCCUUGGAGAGUCCAUGGCUGGCAUUUCCCACAAUGCCAAGAACUCCAACCUGCCAGAAUUUGGAGAAUCUGUCAGUGGAGGCUCCAAAGCCUUGUGUGGCCUCACUGAAGCAGCUGCUCAGGCAGCCUACCUGGUUGGAGUUUCUGACCCUAACAGUACAGCAGGUCAGAAAGGCCUGGUUGAUCCUGCACAGUUUGCCCGGGCUAACCAGUCCAUUCAGAUGGCCUGCCAAAACCUCGUGGAUCCAGCCUGCACCCAGUCCCAGGUUCUCUCUGCAGCCACCAUUGUUGCUAAACACACCUCUGCACUGUGCAACGCCUGCCGCAUGGCUUCUUCCAAAACUCCCAACCCUGUUGCCAAGAGGCAGUUUGUGCAGUCAGCCAAAGAGGUGGCCAACACCACAGCCAACCUGGUGAAGUCCAUCAAGGCUUUGGAUGGAGCGUUUAACCAGGAGAACAGAGAGAAAUGUAAAGCUGCCACUGGUCCUUUGAUAGAAGCUGUGGACAACCUGACAGCGUUUGCUUCCAAUCCAGAAUUUGCCAGCAUUCCUGCCCAGAUCAGCCCAGAGGGACAUGCAGCAAUGGAGCCCAUUGUGGCGGCAGCAAAGACUAUGCUGGAAAGUUCAACUGGGCUAAUCCAAACAGCCCGCUCUCUGGCUGUUAAUCCCAAAGACCCACCUAAAUGGUCUGUGCUUGCAGGACACUCCAGGACUGUGUCUGACUCAAUCAAGAAGCUCAUCACCAACAUGAGAGAUAAGGCUCCUGGCCAAAGAGAAUGUGAUGACGCUAUUGAGGUGCUGAAUGGUUGCAUCCGGGAGGUGGAUCAAGCUUCUCUGGCUGCUAUAAGCCAGCAGCUAACACCCAGAGAGGACAUCUCCAUGGAGGCUCUCCAUGAGCAGAUGGCUGCUUCAGUCCAUGAGAUCAGUAAUUUGAUAGAGCCUGUAGCUGUUGCUGCUCGGUCUGAGGCCUCCCAGCUGGGCCAUAAGGUAUCUCAGAUGGCAAGCUACUUUGAGCCGCUGAUCUUGGCAGCUAUCGGCACAGCAUCCAAGAUCCUGAGCAGCCAGCAGCAGAUGGCUGUGUUGGACCAGACUAAAACCCUGGCAGAGUCAGCCCUGCAGAUGCUGUACACUGCCAAGGAGGCAGGAGGAAACCCCAAGGCAGCACACAUGCAGGAGGCUCUGGAGGAGUCGGUGCAGAUGAUGAAAGAGGCCGUGGAUGACCUGGGUGCAACCCUGGCUGAGGCUGCCAGUGCAGCAGGUGCUGUUGGUGGUAUGGUGCACUCCAUCAAUGAUGCCAUCAACAAAAUGGAGGACGAACCUGCACUUGAACCCGAGGGCACUUUUGUGGACUAUCAGACUACAAUGGUUAAGACGGCCAAAGCCAUUGCUGUCACUGUGCAGGAGAUGGUGACCAAGUCUAACACCAACCCUGAUGAUCUUGGUGGAUUGGCAAACCAGCUGACCAAUGAGUUUGGAAAUCUGGCAACUGAGGCUAAAUAUGCUGCCGUCACAGCAGAAAAUGAUGAAAUUGGUUCUCACAUUAAGAAACAGGUCGGUGAGCUGGGUUUCAGCUGCACAGGCCUCGUCACCAAAGCUGGAGCUCUACAGUGCAGCCCCAACGACUCCUUCACCAAGAAAGAGCUCAUAGAAAGUGCCCGAAAAGUGUCAGAGAAGGUAUCCCACGUGUUAGCUGCCUUGCAGGCUGGAAACCGCGGCACCCAGGCCUGUAUCACAGCAGCCAGUGCCGUGUCUGGCAUCAUCGCAGAUCUGGACACCACCAUCAUGUUCGCCACUGCUGGUACCCUGAAUCGAGAGAACGCAGAGACCUUUGCUGACCACAGAGAAUGCAUUCUGAAGACUGCCAAGGCACUGGUGGAAGACACAAAGAUGCUGGUUUCAGGUGCUGGAGCCAGUCAAGAGAAACUGGCCCAAGCUGCUCAGUCCUCAGUUUCCACCAUCACCAGACUGGCUGAUGUGGUCAAACAGGGAGCUGCCAGCCUGGGUGCUGAAGACCCAGAGACUCAGGUGGUUCUGAUUAAUGCAGUGAAAGAUGUGGCCAAAGCCUUGGGUAACCUCAUCAGCACCACCAAGGCAGCGGCAGGCAAACCUCAUGAUGAUCCCAGCAUGCUUCAGUUGAAGAACUCUGCCAAGGUGAUGGUGACCAACGUGACAUCACUGCUGAAGACUGUGAAGGCUGUAGAGGAUGAAGCUACCAAGGGGACCAGAGCUUUGGAGGCCACUAUUGAACACAUCAAACAGGAGCUAACUGUGUUCAGCAGUUCUGACCCACCAGCAAAGACGACCACACCUGAGGAGUUUAUUCGCAUGACCAAAGGAAUCACAAUGGCAACCGCGAAAGCAGUGGCAGCCGGGAAUUCUUGUCGCCAAGAAGAUAUCAUCGCCACGGCAAACCUCAGCCGAAGGGCGAUCGCUGACAUGCUGCACUCCUGCAAGGAAGCUGCUUACCACCAAGAGGUCAGUAAGGAAGUCCAGAUGAGGGCGCUGCGCUACGGCAAGGAAUGUGCUUCUGGUUACCUGGGACUGCUGGAGCACGUGCUGGUGAUUAUCCAAAAGCCCUCUUAUGAUCUUAAACAGCAACUAGCCAACUAUUCAAAGCGUGUGGCAGGCUCUGUGACGGAGCUCAUCCAGGCAGCUGAAGCAAUGAAAGGCACAGAGUGGGUGGACCCCGAGGACCCCACCGUCAUUGCAGAGAACGAGCUGCUGGGGGCAGCAGCAGCAAUUGAAGCUGCUGCUAAGAAACUGGAGCAGCUGAGACCAAGGACAAAACCCAAGGAGGCCGAUGAGAGCUUGAACUUUGAGGAGCAGAUUCUGGAAGCAGCCAAAUCUAUCGCAGCUGCCACCAGUGCUUUGGUCAAAGCUGCUUCAGCCGCUCAGCGGGAACUGGUUGCUCAAGGAAAGGUUGGUGCUCUCCCUGCCAAUGGAGUGGAUGAUGGACAGUGGUCUCAGGGCCUCAUUUCAGCUGCUCGACUGGUUGCAGCUGCAACCAACAACCUGUGUGAGGCGGCCAACUCGGCAGUGCAGGGUCAUGCCAGUGAGGAGAAGCUGAUCUCUUCAGCCAAGCAGGUGGCAGCUUCCACCGCUCAGCUUCUGGUGGCCUGCAAGGUCAAGGCAGACCAGGACUCCCAGACCAUGAAGAGGCUACAGGCUGCUGGAAAUGCCGUCAAGCGAGCGUCAGACCACCUUGUGAAAGCUGCAAAGAACGCAGUUGAGGAUCAGGACGACCAGCCGUGGUCUUCAACAGUCGAUGUGGGCGGCAUCGCUCAGAUUCUUGCUGCUCAGGAGGAGAUGCUGCGGAAGGAGAAGGAGUUGGAGGAGGCCAGGAAGAAGCUGGCCAUGAUCCGACAGCAGCAGUACAAGUUCCUCCCGUCCGAGCUGGCGGAAGAAGGAGGACGGCGAGUGAGCGUGGUGUCAGUCAGUCGACACUCAGGAUCCGACCAGCACAAUUAACUCCUUCACAAUAAGCAUUUCACAGGGAGAAAAAAAAAGUAUCAUGAUGUUUCAUCUGUUUUCUGUAUUUAAUUUGAAGCGAAAUAAUGCCAAUAACGAUUACUUUUGAUAUAAAUAUGUGCCUUAAGUCGUUACAUUUGAUUAUAUUAUGACCAUUUACAUUUCAGUAUAA
This is a messenger RNA of Thalassophryne amazonica, 8124 nucleotides long. It is a transcript of the gene tln1, whose product is annotated as talin 1. Gene Ontology annotation, molecular function: structural constituent of cytoskeleton; integrin binding; actin filament binding. Lineage: Eukaryota; Metazoa; Chordata; Actinopteri; Batrachoidiformes; Batrachoididae. The record is from RefSeq and is a predicted model, not a curated record. Gene Ontology annotation, cellular component: cytoskeleton; focal adhesion; ruffle. Gene Ontology annotation, biological process: platelet aggregation.